This is a messenger RNA of Syngnathus acus (greater pipefish), 1984 nucleotides long. It is a transcript of the gene ankdd1b, whose product is annotated as ankyrin repeat and death domain containing 1B. The transcript is spliced from 15 exons. Gene Ontology annotation, molecular function: protein binding. The coding region runs from base 16 to 1800 and encodes 594 amino acids. Lineage: Eukaryota; Metazoa; Chordata; Actinopteri; Syngnathiformes; Syngnathidae. The record is from RefSeq and is a predicted model, not a curated record. Gene Ontology annotation, biological process: signal transduction.
CUUCAGUGUUGAGCAAUGAGUCUCGGGUUGAUCUUCCCAUCAGGUUCUUCAGGUAUUUGGUUUAGCGCUGCUGGGACACACAAAAGUAGAAUCCUCCGUUGCUUAUCCAUUAGGCGGUUGCAACUCAAGAACGUAACAAUGGAGAAGAAAGCUUUGGCUUUGAAGGAAAUGAUAAGGAGACAUGUUCCCAAGCGAGAGAAUUUGGAUUCUUGGAAGUGGAUGAAACAGGAACCAGUCAAGGCGUUUGUUGAUACAGUUUUGAACAAGAACACAGAAGACAAGAUGGAAAACAGCUUUGACAACAAAGAGAUGCUACUGCAAACAGAGAAGUUGUUUAUUGAAGCAGCUAAGAGCAAUGAUGUGGCUGCAAUGAGGACACUCGGAAAGGGGUUGAAUGCCAAUGCAAAGAAUGCGCACAAUAGAACAGCUCUUCACUAUGCAGUGGCUGGGAAAAACAAGGAAGCGGUUGAGCUGCUUCUACGACGCAGGGUGCAAGUGGAUCAGCGAGACAAGUUUGGUGUGGCACCCAUUCAUUUAGCGGCCUGGUUUGGCAGCUUGGACAUCCUGAAAUCAUUAGUAUGGGCUGGAGCAGAACAGAAUGUGGAAAAUGAGGAAGGACUGAACAUCCUGCACUGUGCUGCUAUCAACAAUCAUAUUGACAUCGUGGAAUACAUUAUCAACGACCUCCAAAUGAAAGAACUGGACAAAGAUGAUCAUUCAGGCCACCGUGCAUUUGCUAUGGCGGCAGAGCAUGGCUGCAUGCAAAUGUUGGAGAUGCUGAUGGAGCCGUAUUACAACAUGGCCACCAUGAAGCCCAACAAGGGAGGAGACACGCCCCUGCACUUAGCUGCCAGGAACGGCCACUUGGACGCUGUCCAUCUGCUGCUGCUCAGCUUCGAUGUUCGGGAUGAAGUUAAUAUGGACAAUGAGACUGCUUUGUACCAGGCUGCCGCUAACGCUCAGGAACAAUGUGUCCUGGCUUUGCUGGAAGCCGGCUGCAACCCCAACAUCCAAACAAAAAGAAAAUGCAGCGCCCUUCACCCAGUUUCAGAGCAAGGAGACGCAUCCCUUGUCCGACUUCUCCUACAAUAUAAAGCCCACACAGAUUUUCAGAAUGAGGACUUGGAAGUUCCUCUCCACCUGGCAGUUAAGAACAGCCACAUCCCCGUCAUCCAUUAUCUAUUGGAGGCAGGAUGCAACUUAAAUAUCACCAAUAAGAGGUUUCAGUCUGCUAUGCAUCUUGCUGCUGAGCUGACGAGAAUCGAUGUGGUGGAAAUGCUACUGAAAACUGAAGUUGAUUUGACGCUCCAAGACCGGCAGGGAAAGACGGCGCUGGGUGUGGCCGCCAGAGCGGAUGAGGUGAUCAUCGUGGACAUGAUCAUCAAGGCAGAACGAUACAACGCAUUGAAGAAAGCCAACCCAGGUUAUGAGAAUGUUCACAGCGAGUAUCCGCUAACAUUCAAACUGGACCACCGCAAUGAGACCAAGCAGAUCCGCUCGAUUACCUGGCGCCUGGCCUACGAGCUUCUGAAGGCAGGAAACUGGAAGCGUCUGGCUGAACACUGGGGUUUCACUCUGGAGCAAGUGUCAGCCAUCGAAAGCCAGUGGACGGGUCAGCAUAGCUAUAAAGAACACGGCAACAGGAUGUUUCUGAUCUGGCUCCACGGAGCUGAGCUGGCGGGGGAAAGUCUUCUCAUAGAACUCUAUCAGGCCCUUGUCCACACAGGACAUAGCAGAGUUGCAGAAAAGAUACGGACGCAAUCACAGCGUGUCAGCAGUAAGAGCUGCAGAGUUUCAUGAUUGAGUGUGACAUGCGACAUUUUUUAAUUUUUUUAAUAUAACACUUACAUAGAAAGGAGACUCUAAAAAUAAUUUAUUAUGCAUUUAAGAAAAAGCACCUGAGGUUUGACAUUCUAAAAUGCACUAAAAAUACAAUAUGUCUAUUAUACAUGCACAUUUUCCUGAAUAUUAACGUUAAAUUAAA